Messenger RNA from Ctenopharyngodon idella (grass carp), 1433 nucleotides. RefSeq names its product lysine methyltransferase 5C (gene kmt5c). The transcript is spliced from 9 exons. Lineage: Eukaryota; Metazoa; Chordata; Actinopteri; Cypriniformes; Xenocyprididae. The coding region runs from base 330 to 1121 and encodes 263 amino acids. Gene Ontology annotation, molecular function: protein binding; histone H4K20 methyltransferase activity. Gene Ontology annotation, cellular component: nucleus. The record is from RefSeq and is a predicted model, not a curated record.
GAACGCGACCAUGGUUGUCAAGGAUUGGUUGAAUUCAUCUCGACUCCAGGACGAGACUUCUACGUUCGAAAACAAACGCAGUAUAGAAAAAUUAAUGCUAGUAUAAUUCCCGAAUCAUUUCAACUGGACUGUCAAUUUUUGGGUUUAUGAUCAUAUAUCCGCAGCAGAAACCAUAAAAUCAUGGAAUAUGGGGACAGCAGGAGCAGAUGGCUGCAGCGCUCGUAGCCAACAGGAAGAGCUAGCCUGCUAGCUUUCAGGCGAAUUUCACUACGGACAAAUCGACCAGAAAUUUGAAGGAAAGCCCGUCAGCAUGUUGAUGGUGGGCGACCAUGGAGGGAUCUUAUAGAAUGAGUGUGAGAGAGCUUUGUGAGACAGAUGAUCUGGCCACGAGUCUGGUGCUGGAUCCCUUACUGGGGUUCAGCACCCAUAAGAUGAACAUAAGUCCUCCCCCUGAGAUCCGGCGAUGGGGCUACCUCAGAGAGACCCUUCUGCGCUUCAAACGCACACAUGACUUCCAGGCCACCUUUGAUGCUCUGUUGGAUGGGGAAUGGGUCAGUGGCUAUUUCACUGAGCUGGGUUCACACCGACAGGAGUUGUUAAAGCAGCAUAUGUAUCGCUAUAUGACAGCUUUUCUGUUGGACAGUGGAGUGAACAUUGAGCCGUGUAACCGCUAUUCCUCUGAGACUAAUGGAGCUAAAAUCACAUCCACCCGGCACUGGUUUGUGGGAGAGCGGGUGGAGGUACUGCAGGGCUGUAUAGCUGAGUUAAGCCCUGAGGAUAGUGCCGUGCUAAGAGCAGGAGUGAAUGACUUCAGUGUCAUGUACUCGACGCGCAAGAGAUGUGCUCAGCUUUGGCUGGGGCCCGCUGCCUUCAUUAAUCAUGACUGCAGACCCAAUUGUAAGUUUGUCCCGGGAGAUAAGAAUGGAGCUUGUGUAAAAGUGGUGCGGCCCAUCUCACCAGGGGAAGAGAUUACCUGUUACUAUGGGGACAGCUUUUUUGGGGAGAAUAAUGAAAUGUGUGAAUGUUGCACGUGUGAGAGGAGAGGGGAGGGAUCAUUUAAGAAGAGAGACCAGUUACCAGAUGAGGACUUGCUCCGGGGAUCCUUCAGGACAGAAAUAUGAGUUCAGAGAGACCGAUCUAAGGCUUAACAGGAAUAGGGGAAAUGGCACUCCAAAGCCAUUUCUCACUGUAUCAAACUCGGUCUUGCCAAUGAGGAAUACAUUUUCCCAACGGACGAAGCGGAACGCCCUUGUUUUGAGCAAGAUGAGAAAGACUGAUAGGCGGAGGAGGGAGGAGCAUUGCAAACAGGUGGAAAAGAGAACACAAAACCUCUUAUCUUUUCCUCACCUCGAGCUAAAGGAGCUGAGCAUCUGCCUCUAUCGGCACAGCACAAAUUUCCUAUUAAGCUGUAAGGACCCCUUGAGCAAAGAAAG